CUUGGUGGGGGCAUCAAGUUUCGAGGGGAAAUUGUUGAGGGAGAGAUCCAAGCGUUUGGACGGUUCACAUUGCUCUCCUUUCGGUGAACCUCGAAGUGGAAUCCCAUAGUGAUAUUUGAUGUCAAUUCGAAUGGAUUCAGGACAAGAAGUGUGCCAACAAUAGUGCUCUUUUUUCACCCCGUGAUGAUCGACUUCACGAAUGAUUCCAGCAUCCAUCAGAGUGGAGAUUGGAAAGAUUGAUUGACCCGACCACAUUUAUCAUUUAAAUCGAGCCAUGGAGGCACAAGAAACGACAAAUUCAAUUAUGAACGAAUCAUUUCAUGUCAAUUCUUCGUCUUCUCCGACCCCUGCCUGGACCGAGGAAGCCAGUUCGUUUGACUUCGUGUUCGAGGGUGUCACCCUGUCCACGGUCACCCUGCUCGGCCUCGCCGCUAAUUUCCUGGCCAUUGUGGUCUUACUGCGGCCUCGAAUGAGAAGUUCCUUUCACACUUUACUAGUGGCCUUGGCCUUCUUCGAUGUGCUGUACCUUAUGAUGAGCCAGAUGAUCUUCGGCUUCCCCGGCCUAUCUCGCUACUACGAGAACAGGAUUUACCCGCUCAUACUACCGUUUUGCUACGGGUGCGCUCACAUUGGGCGGGUGGGAUCAGUUUAUCUGACCAUGUCAGUGACUAUAGAGAGAUAUUUCGCCAUUGUUCAUCCCUUGAGGCAUUUCCGUGGCAAGAAGGUCCUUAUUCCGAUGUCCGUGGGACUCACCACGUUGUAUAACAUUCCCAAAUUUUUCGAGCUCCGUUAUGAUUCGGAGCGACGCGAGAUCUAUCAGACUGCUAUGAGACAAAACCCAAUCUAUGUGACCUACUACAUCUUCUGGUCGAAAUUCAUCUUCGUGGAGAUCAUUCCUUACAUCUCGAUCAUCGUGCUGAAUUGGAUGGUCAUGGUGAAGAUUUAUAAAUCCACGAGCUUUCAAAAGAAGUUCCGAUAUCGGAGCACUGUCAGAAACACCACUCGAUUGCCCUUUGAAGAGAGCCCAAUUCGAAAUAAGAGCCGAUCCUCACUCUCCAAGUCACCACGAAAGGCUCUCAGACUCGGUCGGGCUCGCGAUUCGGGACGUGGCAAGUCGCAAGGAAUCAAUCCUCAAACUCAACGUUCCAAUUCCGAGUCACAUCCUAAUCACUCAAGUGUUCGGGAGGAUAGCCCUACCACAAGACAGACGCAGGAGAAGAACUUGGCAGCCGUUUUAAUUGGCAUCUCGCUCUUGUUUAUCUUUUGCCAGUCGGCCAAGAUAAUCCCGGAUCUGUAUGAGGUGAUCUACUGUCGUUGGCCUUCGGAUGAGCCAAAGGAUUGCGAGAUCACGACCUUCGUCACCACAAUGGUUUCGGUGUCACAUCUUCUGUUGGCUAUCAACUCAUCGUCUAACUUCAUUAUUUACGCAUGGAGAGGUACGAAGUUUCGUGCUGAGUUAAUGGAGCUGAUCCGUUGUACUCCUACUGGGUCCCACGAUGCCAUGGAUCAGACCCAGGUGUCCUAUCGCAAUGGGGUCGGAUCCCAUGCCAAGUUACCCAUGUCAAGCGUUUGUACAAAGUACAUUUAUACCACGGACGCUCAAUCCAGUAUUGAAGUCGAGGACGAGCCCAGCCGAAAACCCAGUUACUUGACGGUUCCCACCGACGAGGAGCAUGUGUCCAGUUCCUUGGAUGAGGAUGAUCUCGAGAUGGUGGUGAUAAUGAACAAAUCCACUCAGCGACCUUGUGCAAAAUCCAUUUAUGGUGGUCAGCGGGCACACUCAAACAUGCUAUGAAUACUGAGCGUCAUUUUGAGGCCUAACAAAGGAGAUGGAUCAAGAAGAUUUUAUUCAUCUCAAACCACACUCCCACAGAGAUCCCCGGGUCUUCUGCUUCCGGCGAAAGCCAAAGGAGAGGCACGAAAGUGUGUCAAAUAAAACAUUUAAGGAGACACCAACCCACCAACUUAUCGUUGGAUGGUGUGCGCCAAAUUGGAUGAAUCUCUUGGCGGAAUCGGGGUUGCCAAUGAGGGGUAGAUACAUGCAUUGUACACGACUUCUGAAAACGCGUGCAUCCUUGAGGUCGUUUCGGUUCUUAGACGUUGGAAAACCUUUGUACUCGUUUACUCUACCAGGAGAAAUUUCGAGGCUUCAACUUGAACUCCAUCCAGUCUAGCUUCUUAAAGAUGAGUUGCGGGUUCUACCAAUGAAUAGAACCUCUUUGACGGUGCAAAUGAUGGCAAACCCACGCGAGAGUGGCAUUGUUCAAAUGAAGAUGUAUCACGGCCCUGUCACCCGUAAAAGCAAAAGCAAAGGCCUCCCAAAAAAGACCUUGGACAUUCAAGACGUGAUCUCCUAAGAGUAGAAGAACCACCGUUACAACUUUGAAGAGGGAAAACGAGGGUGUUGUGCGAGAAAUUCUGCAGAUGGGUUGUAAUCAUGAUAGCCUUAUCCCAUGCUCUCCUGGCAUUGGAGAUACACCAGAGCCCGAGAUGAAGACAGCCCAAUCUCAAACGUGACGUCUCACGAACGAACCCUGCCCCACCACUGAACGUACAUUACAUGUCAAUCAAGGGAUGCAAAUGGCCAUGUUCCUUUCAUCAUUCUACGUUCAAGAACAUGCUCAAAAUAUUGGUAGAAGUAUUUGGUAGCACCCAUUAAUCUCAAUGCGACUAGUGCUUAGAAAAAAAAACACCGUUUUAUUAAAGUUUUAAAU
Molecule: messenger RNA, 2714 nt
Organism: Tigriopus californicus
Lineage: Eukaryota; Metazoa; Arthropoda; Copepoda; Harpacticoida; Harpacticidae
Product: FMRFamide receptor-like
Exons: 5
Coding region: 275-1795 (506 amino acids)
Biological process (GO): G protein-coupled receptor signaling pathway
Cellular component (GO): membrane
Molecular function (GO): G protein-coupled receptor activity
Source: RefSeq, a predicted model, not a curated record